Molecule: messenger RNA, 1115 nt
Organism: Solanum verrucosum
Lineage: Eukaryota; Viridiplantae; Streptophyta; Magnoliopsida; Solanales; Solanaceae
Product: probable phytol kinase 3, chloroplastic
Exons: 6
Coding region: 79-960 (293 amino acids)
Molecular function (GO): kinase activity
Source: RefSeq, a predicted model, not a curated record
GUGUAGGUGUGAGGUACGCAGAGAUACAGAUAGGUAAUGGGCACAUUGAAAGCUGGUGAAAUACUCAACUAACAGUAUAUGGCUCUCUUUGCUUCUUCUGUCUUCCCUCUUCCUCUGUUUAAGUCAAACUCAGAUCCCUAUCGUCUGUUCUCUACCAAGAAAGGGUUCAAUUUGGGAUUCCAGAAGCUUAAAACCAGAAGAUUACACAGGACUAAAGUGGCGGUACAUUUUGCAAUGUUUUCAGAAAAUCCACUCAUCGGAGAUUUAAUCGCCACUGCAUUUUCCGGUGGUAUUGCCUUUUCCAUGCUUCGAUUGUGGGAAGAAACAGCCAAGAGAGGGGUUUUCGAUCAGAAAACGAACAGAAAGCUUGUUCAUAUUAGCAUUGGGCUAGUCUUCAUGCUCUGCUGGCCAAUGUUCAGUUCUGGUCAACAAGGAGCAAUUCUAGCAGCUUUUAUUCCCGGUCUUAACAUAAUAAAAAUGCUUCUUUUGGGAUUAGGAAUAUGGAAAGAUGAUGCAACUGUCAAGUCUAUGAGCCGAUUUGGAGACCACAGGGAGCUUCUCAAGGGACCAUUGUACUAUGCCUUUUCAAUCACUUAUGCUUGUGCUAUAUAUUGGAGAUAUUCUCCUAUUUCAAUUGGACUAAUUUGCAACCUUUGUGCUGGUGAUGGUAUUGCUGACAUUGUUGGCAGGAGGUUCGGAAAACAGAAACUCCCAUACAAUAAAAACAAAUCAUUUGCUGGUAGUAUUGCAAUGGCAGCUGCUGGUUUCUUAGCAUCCCUUGGAUUCUUGCUCUAUUUCUCCUUGUUGGGGUAUAUUCAGGUGAGCUCCAAGACGGUCUUAGGGUUCUUGUUUAUGUCUCUUGCUGCAGCACUGGUUGAAUCCCAUCCUCUAAGCAGUGAACUCGAUGACAACUUAACAGUUCCCUUAACCUCAGUGCUGGUAGGCAGUCUUGUUUUAUGAUAUCAGAUUGUAGCCUGAGAUGGAUGAACUGUAACACUUAGAAAUGCUAACUGAAAAUGGGUAAUGUGUUAGUCUAACACAGUAUUGUGUAUCACUAAGUAUGGAGAACUCUGCAUUACACAAAACUUGUUAGUUUUUAUUGUGGUAUUGUUAAA